This is a messenger RNA of Notothenia coriiceps (black rockcod), 637 nucleotides long. Its product is annotated as myelin regulatory factor-like protein. Lineage: Eukaryota; Metazoa; Chordata; Actinopteri; Perciformes; Nototheniidae. The record is from RefSeq and is a predicted model, not a curated record. The transcript is spliced from 8 exons. The annotation marks the transcript as partial.
CGUCGUCUCUAUCACGGCUAUCUACCUGCUGAACCUGACUGACGACUCGGACAUGAGUAACGGCAGUGUGGAGUCUUUGCAGCCGACAGCCUGGAGCAGCCCAGUCCCCCCUACCAGCCCCCCCGGCCCUUGGCCCCCAGAUGUGGACUUCUGUGAGCUGCUGUACUGUGACCAUGUGUACUGCUGCCCUCCAGUGGGCAGCACUGAGCCCAACAUCACCUCCACGCAGACAUCUCAUAUGUCAGAAAAAAGAAAAGAACAACUUUACGACCAGAUGAAACUUGCUGGAGAUUGGACGAACACCACCAUCCAAUCCUUUUUGAUCAAAGAGAGCCAGCAGGUGAUUGACAGCAAAUACUGCCUGAGAGCCGAAUGUGGGCCCGGGAGAUACGUCUUCAGAGUUCCUGUCAGUCAGUUUGUCCCGGUCAACAUGAGAGUCACGCUGAUCAUGAACUCCACAGAGCUGCUGGUGGUUCACCUCUGCAGCCUCGAUGAGUCGGCGCCUUGCUCUGCUCUGCUUGAUCUAGACAGCGUCUCAGGGAGCAGAUACCCGUCAAACACACAGGGAGAACAUGAAUGGAAUCUCCACGUUGCUCGUCUUUAUCACAGCUCGUAUCACUUUCGCUCCACAGUGGCC